Molecule: messenger RNA, 1654 nt
Organism: Verticillium alfalfae VaMs.102
Lineage: Eukaryota; Fungi; Ascomycota; Sordariomycetes; Glomerellales; Plectosphaerellaceae
Exons: 2
Coding region: 1-1566 (521 amino acids)
Molecular function (GO): protein binding
Source: RefSeq, a predicted model, not a curated record
AUGGCAAGGCUUGAUCGGCUUCCUUUCGAGGUUCUGGCCAUCAUAGCCGGCAAUCUUGCACCCCGGGACAUACACAGUACGAGUCUGACUUGUCAUCGUCUGCACUGGGCUCUUAUGCAUAACGAUCAUAUCGCCAAAAAGACACUCCAGGCAAAUGCCUCCUCACGAAUUUUCCAUGGCUCAUACGCUCACGGCUUGCAACGCUUCGUCAAGCGGCAAUUGGCCGUGACGACCGCCAAUCCCUUCUUUGCCGGCGUUGUUGCCAUGGCAGAUACCUUUGUCUACUCCAAUGGCAUGCUUUGCUAUACGUCACAUGACCGAGGAACGCUGAUGCCGGAUACUUUGCGGCUUCUCGACUUGCGCCAACCUUCGUCAGCUGAGAUAAUCAUCCAUCUGAAACUCAUUAGAUUUGUGGGAAGCGAUUGGAACUUGAAGCCCCUAGUUGAGCCAAUCUAUUACGCAGACGGUCUCGUGUCGUGCAUCUUUGCACCCGCCAGCAGGUCCCGAACGAAACAGAACACACACAGCGCACUCUUCGUGUUUCGUCCUGCCAGCAAUCAACUGGUUUUGACAUAUCCGUUGGCGCGUCCUGGGCAACAAGACUUUUGCUUUGUCCGCAACACCAGCGAGCAAGUAUGGGUAGGAGAAUGGGAAAACGUCGCCGAUGGCCGCGGUUGUCUUGUUCUGCAGUUAUACGACAUACCCAACCGCACCUGGAAACUGCCACAAGUUCGGACGCCAGCACCGGUAGGGGAUGAGCUGGGUAAGACUGUGUGUGUGGAAAUCAUUGGAAACUACAUGUACGUCGUUUCCAACUCGGCGACCUCGAAUGCCAACCAAGCUCGCGAUGCAGACUGGAUGUCGCAUUACUAUGCAUUUAGGUUCCCCCUGGCAGCGCCCGAGAAACUCGAGGUUGCCCCCAAGGAAGGCCUCUGGCGCAGAAAUCACAAGGAGGGGCCGAUUCAUGACACGACCAUUAGUCUGGAGACCGACACGCACACCGGCAGGUUGGUCAUUGUCGAGGUCCGGACAGAAAGCCCAGAGGCUGUUUGGCCUCCAGUGACCACAUCCUAUAAGACCUUUCUCGACUUUGCCCCUGCUGCCUGCAACAAUUCACCAGUUGCUUCCAAGGAGCAGGCCUGGGGCUUCCGCGAAGCCUCACUCGUUCACACACUCGAAACCUCUCAGCGAUACAGUUCAUAUAGACCAUACAUCCGCUCAUACCAUCAAGACAGCGAGAGCUUUCUGGAAGUCUUUCCAUGUUAUGCCACUGUUUCAGGCGGCGAGAUGAGCUCUCCAACUCAGCCCUGGCUCCGACUGCGAUCUGUUGCGAAGAGCAGUGACGCCAUGCCGGCCGCAUUCUGGCCCGUUAGAUCCACACCAAAUCUUUACACGGAGUCUAAUCCAUAUUUUGACCUCAACUCACGUUACCCUGGACGUUUUCAGGUACAGGGAACAGCGGACGAAAGAUCCAUCGUAUACGCCUUGGGGGAACGAGGUCCUAAUGUACUGAGACCAGUUGUUCUACUAUCCUUCGACCCUGGCUACAGACACAGGCGUAGGUAGAAGACGAACAAGUGUAGCGUCGCGCACAGAAUCAGAGCAUUGUUUAGGCCCCGGCGCCAUGAAGUAGCGAAUAAUAAAUGUGGAAAAG